This is a messenger RNA of Apodemus sylvaticus (European woodmouse), 5380 nucleotides long. It is a transcript of the gene Samd9l, whose product is annotated as sterile alpha motif domain containing 9 like. The record is from RefSeq and is a predicted model, not a curated record. Gene Ontology annotation, molecular function: protein binding. Gene Ontology annotation, cellular component: cytoplasm. The coding region runs from base 340 to 5079 and encodes 1579 amino acids. The transcript has 3 exons. NCBI's taxonomy places the organism in Eukaryota, Metazoa, Chordata, Mammalia, Rodentia, Muridae.
CUACUUCCUCAUUCUGAUUCUGCACGGCAUCCUCAGAGGCUGAGCAUCGCAGGCAGAGAGCUUUGCAGCUUAACAACCCAGGGGUUUUGUUUCUGAACAGUAUCCUGAGAACUGUAUCUGAAGAAAAAUAAAACACAGCUUAAACUUACUGCUUUCAAGCUUCUGGAGUAAUCAAGUUUUCAGGAAACUGUUCCUGGGAUCAUCAGAGUGCAUAGCCCAGUGGCGCUGCAUCUAUGACUGGGAAGUUUCUGUUUCUUUAAGCAGUCCUCCUCAGGGCUUGGAGAACAAGGGCGCUGUCUUGGACCCCUGAGGGGAAGGGAACAACUUUGAAGCUUGGACAUGAGUAGACAAGUAACUCAACCUAAAUCAAUCAAAGACUGGACCAAAGAAGACGUAAAAAACUGGAUAACUGAAGACCUUAACAUUGAUGAGAAAUAUGCUCAAAUCCUGCUUGAUGAAGAGGUGACAGGCAUGGUCCUGCAAGAACUAACUGAAGUGGAUCUUAGAGAAAUGGGCUUGCCACGGGGUCCAGCACUUCUGAUAAGACGUAUGUAUAACAAACUAAUUAGUUCCCCUGAAAGUAAUCAAGAUUCCAGACAAUUAAAUGAUAAAAAACUCUCUACAAAAGAACACCAAAAAAAGACUAACAAUGAGGAAGAAAAUUCAGUUUUAUUCAACCGUGAUCUUGGUCUCAGAGAGACAGGGCAGAAUGAAGAACAAGAACCAAGUCUUACUAAAGAAAACAUGUUAGGUGAUGAAGUGACUAAAGACACAGAAGGUGAUAAGCUCAAACCAGAACAGAUGUCUUGCAUGCCAUACCCUUUUGAUUCUUUCCAUGACGUCAAACAAUACAUAGAACAUUCUAUUCUACGAGUUGCUGAGACAGGGCCACUCAAUCUGAUUGACCCAGUGCAUGAAUUCAAAGCCUUCACAAACAUAGAGCAAGCCACACAAGAGGACAUAAAGAUGAAAUUUAGCAAUGAGACGUUCCGAUUUGCAGCAGCUUGUAUGAAUUCACGCACCAAUGGUACUAUCCAUUUUGGAGUAAUGGACAAACCACAUGGAGAAAUUGUUGGUGUGCACAUCACCAGUAAAGAUGUCUUUAUUAACCAUUUCAACAUAAUGAUCACAAAGUAUUUUGAAGACAGUGUAAUCAGAGAAGCCAGGGCAUGUAUUCGGGAACCAAGGUUUGUGGAAGUCCUUUUGCAGAACAAUACACAAUCUAAUAGAUUUGUGAUUGAGGUAGAUGUUAUUCCCAAACAUUCUUUAUGUCAAGACAAGUAUUUCUACACUAUGAUGCAAAGUUACACAGGUACAACAUGGAAACAAAACAAAGAUACAUCAUUGUUUGUGAGACAAGGAGCUAGCUCCAGGGAUAUCCUGAGCAAUCCCAAACAAAGGGAUAGAGAGUUCAAAAAAUUUCUAGAGGAUUUAAAGACAUGGACAGCAUCUAGAAAAGCAGCUGAAGAAGAAGAACUUAGGAUGAUAGCUAAGAAAGAGAGUGAAGGACUAAAACUGUCUAAACUUUUGACCCGAAACCAAGGCUCACUUGAUAAAUCUUACUAUGAUUGGUACAUUCUUGUAACAAAUACCUGUGCACCAACUCAAGUAGAGCACUUAGAUUUUAUAAAGGAAAUUAAAUUAUUUACUGUGCUAGAUUUUGAUCCUUACUCUCAUAUCAAGGGGGUGGUCAAAGCUUACAGAGAAAGCAGAGUAGCAAACCUUCAUUUACCCAGUCACUAUGAGGAAAAAACUACCAUAGAAGAGAAAAUUUCUACUCUGAAACUUUAUGAGCAGCCAAGUUGGAUCUUCUGCAAUGGCAGAGUAGACUUGUCAUGUCAACCUCUAGAGCCACAUCUAUGGCAGAGAGAUAGAGCUUCUGGAGUUAGAAGACUUAUUUCAUUCCUCACAGAUGAAAAUGUAAUAGUAAAAGGGAAGGUUUUGGUGGUUUUUCUCCUACUUUCUCCAGUAGAAAACCAAAAAGAUCCACUCCUUGAGACUUUCUGUGCUUUCUAUCAAGUUUUCAAUGGAAUGGACAAUAUGUUGUGUAUCUGUGUAAACUCAGCUAUCUACCAACAGUGGAGUGAUCUACUACAAGUAAGACUGGAAAUCAAGGAUGAGUUAGCAAAACAUAGCAUUUCCACUUUAAACAUAGAACUGAUCAACAAUACCAUCCUCAAAUUGAAAUCAGUGAUUCAGUCUUCAAGGAGAUUUUUGCCUUCCUGUGGCUCCUCUUCAGUUAUUCUUGAGAAAAUGGAUGAAGAUAUCAUGAGUGCACUGGAAAUCCUCUGUGAAAAUGAGUGUAGAGACACAGACAUAGAGAAAGAUGAAUCUCAAUUCUUAGAAUUUAAGAAAUCACGAGAAGAACACUUUUAUCGAGGAGGCAGAGUAUCCUGGUGGAACUUUUAUUUUUCUUCUGAAAACUACUCUUCAGCUUUUGUAAAACGGGAUAAUUUUGAAGAGCUAACAACUUUAAUACAACAGUGUGCAGACUCUCCUAAACCACUGUUUGCCAAAGUCAUCAACCUGUACCAUCACCCAGGCUGUGGAGGUACUACAUUGGCUAUGCAUGUUCUCUGGGACUUAAAGCAGAAGUUCCGGUGUGCUGUCUUGAAAAACAAAGCAACUGAUUUUGUAGAGAUUGGAGAACAAGUAAGCAAGCUGAUCAGCUACAAGGCUACCAGCCACCAGGAUUACAUUCCUGUUCUUCUCCUUGUGGAUGACUUCGAAGAACAACAGAACACCUACAUUCUGCAGAAUGCCAUCAAUUCCUUUAUAGCAGACAAGGGUCUGAGAUAUGAAAAGACAUUAGUAAUAAUCCUGAACUGCAUGAGAUCUCAGAAUCCAGAUGAAAGUGCAAAACUAGCUGAUAGCAUUUCCCUAAAAUAUCAACUUUCUCCCAAAGAAAAAAGGGCCUUUGAGGCCAAACUACAGGAAAUUGAAAAGGAGUAUAAGAACUGUGAAAACUUUUAUUCCUUCAUGAUCUUGAAAGACAAUUUUGACACAACUUACAUAAAGAAUGUAGUGAAGAAUACACUGAAGGACCUGGAUGCUCACAGCAGGAAAGCCCAGCUCAUUUCUUACCUGGCGUUACUCAACUCUUAUGUUACAGACUCUACCAUUUCAGUAUCACAGUGUGAAAUAUUUUUGGGAAUCACUUAUACCAUCAAACAUGGGAAACCUGAAACUAUAGAAGACAACAUGGGAACCUAUUCCACACUUCUAAUAAGAACAGAAGUUUUAGAUUAUGGGAGGUACGCUGGUAUACGUAUCAUUCACCCUCUAAUUGCCAUGCACUGUUUAAAAGAACUGGAAAUGAGCUACAGAAUGGAUAAGUGUCAGAUUGUACUGAAUAUGCUGGAAGAGAACAUAUUCUAUGAUUCUGGAAUAGGAAGAGACAAAUUUAAGCAUGAUGUACAAACUCUCUUGCUUACAAGACAACGCAAGGAGCAUGGAGGCGAAACAGACACUCUGUUUUCCCCGUUCAUUGAAGAAUUGCAGAAUGAGCAAACCGAAAAGGUCUUGACUGCAGGAAGUGAUCGAUUCCCACAAAAUGCAUUCAUUUGUCAAGCUUUAGCAAGACACUUCUAUCUUAAAGAGAAGAACUUUAGCACUGCUCUGGUCUGGGCAAAUCUGGCCAAAAGGAAAGCACCUAAGAAUUCCUAUAUUUCAGAUACCCUUGGUCAAGUUUAUAAAAGUGAGAUCCGACAGUGGCUGGGUAAAAAUAACACAUGUAGAAGUAUUAGUGUGGAUGAUCUAGCACAUUUCCUAGAAGUUGCUGAAAAGGCUUCAAAAGCCUUCAAAGAUUCUCAGGAACAAACUGAUAGUAAAGACUAUGAAACUGAUGCAUGGUCACCACGGAAGUCCCAAAGAAGAUAUGACACAUAUAACACAGCCGGCUUCUUCGGGGAAAUCGAAGUAGGUCUUGACAUUAUUCAACUUCUUCAGCUCACACCCCUAUUUCAUAAAGAAAAUGAAAUGUCAAAAGAAUCUAUGGCACAGUUUUUGUCUGGAAAGGGGACCAUCCCUUCAGACCCAAAAGGUGAAUAUUGUGUUGUACUCAACAAAUUUACAUCCCUCCUACAGAAUUUACAGUCAGAUUUGAAAAGAUGCUUUGAUUUUUUUUUGGAUUAUAUGGGUCUUCUGAAACCAAGGAACACUCCCAAAGAAUUGACAGAACUCUUGCUUAGUAAGAAAGUCAGCCGCUGUUUCAAGAAAUAUGCAGACCUUUUCUGUCAUUUGGAUACCAACUUGUUACAGGGCAAAGAAGAUCUGUUACUCCAAGAGGAGAACUGUAGGAAGCGCAUAAAAGCUUGGCGAGCAGACACAUUUUCAGGACUCCUUGAAUAUCUUAACCCAAACCACAAAGAAGCUACCAACAUGGAAAAAAUAGUGGAAAACUAUACCUUACUGUUAAAGCAUAUCCUAAACAAGCAGGUGCCAAAGGCACUGACAAAGGAAACACAAAAUUUCAUUUUGGCCAACAUUAUUCUCAGUUGUCUAAAGCCCACUUCCAAGUAUAUCUUGCCAUUUAGCACACUGAAGCAAAAGCUCAGAGAGGUCUUACAGAUUGUGGGACUAACUCAUCCAUAUCCUGAUCCUUAUUUCCUGGCCUGCCUCCUAUUCUGGCCAGAAAACAAAGAGCUUGAUCAGGAUUCCACCCUAAUAGAAAAGUAUGUCUCAUCCUUGAAUCGAUCCUUCAGGAGACAGUACAAACACAUGUGCAGGUCCAGGCAGCCAAGCACACUCUUCUACCUGGGGCAGAAGAAGGGUCUCAAUGGUCUUGUUCACAAGGCUGAAAUUGAGCGCUACUUCAGUGAAGUGCAAGAUUCAAAUUCCUUCUGGCAGAGUGGAGUAGUGUGGGAAAAAGGAGAGGUCAAAGGCCUCCUACGCCUGCUCGAUGGCCAGGCUGAAGGCAAACUAAUCUCACUAGAAUAUGGAACAGAGGCAAAAAUAAAAAUACCAGUGACCUCUGUGUAUUCAGGUCCACUCAGAAGUGGAAGGAACAUAGAGCGAGUGUCCUUCUACCUAGGAUUUUCCAUUGAGGGCCCUCUGGCAUAUGGCAUAAAAGUAAUCUAAGGCAGUAUAUUAGUUCAACAGUGUUAAUUUGCAUGCAUUAUUGUACUUACUCUUUCUAGCCCACAGAAUGCAUUUUUUGCUUAGUUAUAAUCAUACUGUUUGCUUCUUUUUCUUUGAAUCAGUUAUGGGAAACUUUGUAGGACAGGAAAUAUGUCCAUACCACAGAGCUUGGCCCACAGUAGCAUCAGUCAUUCCAUAUCCUCAACUUGCAUUCCUAAACAUACAUAUUUGGUUAAGACAUUUCAUUUGGUUUUUAUGAGUCAUGCUCUAUCUGCUCAAUAAAAAUUUGUUGCAAAUUAAA